Colletotrichum truncatum is the source of this 1875-nucleotide messenger RNA. Lineage: Eukaryota; Fungi; Ascomycota; Sordariomycetes; Glomerellales; Glomerellaceae. The record is from RefSeq and is a predicted model, not a curated record.
AUGCCUCGAGAAUCAAUGGCCAGAAAUCGGAUUUCCGAUCACCUGCUGACGAUGCCUCAACUCCUCCAGGCCCUCCGCCGGUCCAUCAAGGGCGAAAAGGACAACGCCAAAAUCAACAUCGCUCCUAAGUCCGCUGUUGCGAUAGUCCCCCCGAAAAAGGUUAUCCGAGCCCUAUACGACUAUGAAGCCCAGUCCAACCAAGAACUGAGCUUCUCCCGAGGUGACUUCUUCCACGUCAUCGGCAGAGAGAACGACCCCGACUGGUACGAAGCUUGCAACCCUGCCCUGCCCGACGCCCGUGGUCUCGUACCUGUUGCCUUUUUCCAAGCCUUGGGUCGAACAGAGAGAGAUAGUGGCCAGUCAGACGGUGGUGCCAUUCCCAGACCGCCUACCAUGUCCCCAACCAUCUCCAAGAACCCCGAUCACGAUUCCGGCUACGCUGAGGCCGCGCCGCCCCCAGGAGCCAUGCAGUCACCGCCUGCGAUGCAACGCAUGUCCAGAUCUGCUGGCAAGGGAUCCGGUGCAAUGGUUUACGGUAUUGUCAUGUACGAUUUUGUCGCAGAGCGUGCCGAUGAGCUGGAGGCCAAAGCUGGCGAAGCAAUCAUUGUCAUUGCCCAAUCCAACCCCGAAUGGUUUGUUGCCAAGCCCAUUGGCAGACUCGGCGGACCAGGUCUAAUUCCUGUGUCGUUUGUUGAGAUCCGCGACAUGGCGACCGAUUCCGCUGUUGGCAACGCUUCCGAUGCCAUCAAGAAAGCAGGUAUCCCUAAAGUCGAGGAGUGGAAAAAGAUGGCGGCCGACUACAAGAACAGCAGCAUCACGUUAGGCAAGUUCGACAGCGGCGCGCCGCAACAAGGAUCCCUGGAGCAAGGCAUGGAACGCAUGAGCAUCCAACAAGGGCAACACAGGGCUUCUCAAAACGGCAACUAUUCACAACAACAGCAACACGCCAGCUACCAGCAGCCGCGGACCUCUCAACAGGCCGCGCAGCCGACCGCCCCCUACAUCAAGUCUGCCGACCAACUUUACGCCCCCAUUUCUGCUCGCAUUCCCAGGUACUGUUUCGCCGAAGACAAGUACUGGUUCGUUAUCGAAGCUGUAUUGGAGGAUGGCCGCCAUUGGGAGCUGUCCAGAUACUACGAGGACUUUUACGACUUCCAAAUCGCUCUGCUUACCGAGUUCCCCGCCGAGGCAGGCAACACCGGCACGCAAAAACGCACCCUGCCGUACAUGCCAGGUCCUGUCAACUACGUCACCGACGCCAUUACCGAAGGUCGCUUGCACAACCUGGAUGCUUACGUAAAGAACCUGCUUGCUCAGCCAGCAUACAUCGCGAGGUGUACACUGGUCAGGCAAUUUUUUGCUCCUAGAGAGGGAGACUAUGAGAUGGAUCCAAACGCACCCAUCGAUGAUGAAUAUAGACUAUCAGGCGGCUCACAGCCUUCGUCGACCGACUCCCCCGCAGACGGUGCGUCACGGCAGUCUUCGAGAAACAACCUAAACGGAAACGGCUACUCGGGUCUUUCCGCUGCACCACAACAAAGAUCUAUGGGUCAGCCGGGCAUGACUCGACAGCCGUCUUCAUUGUCCCAGCCGUCCCAACCAUCGAUCUCUCCCGGCGUCGGCCAAGUCCAGGCCAUGAAAAUUAAGCUUUACUUUAAUGGUGACCUCAUCGCCAUUCGUGUGCCGACAGACAUCUCAUUCCAACAACUUUACGACAAGAUCAGGGAUAGGCUCAAGAUCCCCGUGGGCGAGGAGAUUCAACUCUUCUACAAGGACGAGCCAACUGGCGAAAAGCCAAACCUGAUGAGCGACAACGAUCUUGACGUUGCUCUGCAAAGGAACGAGAAGCUUCUGCUAUACGUCGAGCAGGUAUAA